CACAAGGACUCAAAAGAACACAGAUGUGGGGCAAGACCCCUGCCUCAGGGCACGCGAGACAGUCUGGCCCUGAUUGGGCAGGGAGCUGCCCUAUCCUCUUCACACUUUCCCCUGUUGUUGCAGCAGCAGCACCCUGCCCUCCACUAGCACGGCCUGAGUCGAACCAGGAGUUGCGCACAUGAACCUCGCACUGUCACGACCCGUGACACUGCACAAGCCAGUUGAACCGCCUCUCGAAGAAUGGCAGAUGGAACUGGAACGAAGUGUUGAAGUACAUGCGGAAGGAAACGGCAUUUCGCGAGGUCAUCGCACUGCUGAUGCUGGUGACGGGCGGUGGCCAGCCGCGGGCACCAGACCUCCUCACCUACGGUGCCAGAACUCUAAGUCGGCUGAAUGUGGCAUCUUCGUCUAUGACGGAAGGAUGAUGUACCUGACGCGGAGCCACAAGGCUAAGCGAUCCACCAACAGGGAGUUCUAUGUCGCUCGAUUCCUUCCUGUUCAGCCGGGCCAUCUCCUCUUCAAAUACCUCGUCUACAUUCGCCCCGUCGUCGAUAUGCUGAUGCGGGAGCAAAGGCCCGACUUGCGGGCUUGCUCCACGUAUCUUUUCCGCGCGCAAGUAUCCGACGACAGCAAACCAUGGGCCACGGAGCGUCUCACCAACGUGAUCAUACGAUUCACCGCGCGGGCCUGGAGGAAAGGCAUCACGCUGCAGAUACUCCGACAACUAUCCGUCGGCCUCUCGGAAAAGCAUGUCCGCGAAGUCGUCAAACCGUUCAACCGGUUCGAUGACCGUACAGACGCUGCGGAUCGCAAUGUUUCUUUCGCUUGGCAGACUGGCCAUCCGCCCGUUGCAGAGCCGGUGGCACGAGUUCCUGCACCUCCCUAGCAUGGUUACUGCUGCGGAUACCAGAGCGGGCUGGGCUGGCGUCGGCGAUUGCAAGCAGGGACCAUCAGCAGUAGCAGCACAGAAUGUCCACCCAUCCGAGCUCGCGCCAACUAUUCCCGAAACACACAUUAUCGCUCCCUCCAAGAGCAAGAAGAGACGACGUC
This is a messenger RNA of Parathielavia appendiculata, 1050 nucleotides long. RefSeq lists its product as uncharacterized. The transcript has a single exon. The record is from RefSeq and is a predicted model, not a curated record. Lineage: Eukaryota; Fungi; Ascomycota; Sordariomycetes; Sordariales; Chaetomiaceae. Bases 179 to 886 code for a protein of 235 amino acids.